GAGAGCCGGAAGUGGCUGGCUAGCGAGGAGCCCGGGGCGCCCUGUCCGUCGGCGCUCUAGCCGGCGCGCGCCGUCUCUAUGCUCCCCCGCGUCGGGUCUAUUUAUUGUCGCGGGGGAAGCGGCGGCCGCCCCGGACCCGGAACAACAAAGCGCGACAGACGGAGCCUGAGCCUCGGGGGCUCCUAGCAACGGACCGGGGCGGGAGUUCCAUGGAGACUGGGGAGCGCGCCCGCCUCAUCAUCAUCCUUGUCCUCCAGCUUCUCCUUCGCGUCCGGCGCAACCGGCAGCAGCGCUGCCGCCGCGUCCUCUACGGCCGUCCGGUCUUCCCACGGAUGUGAUCUUCGUGGUGGGAAGCUGAGUUUUUAAACUACCCCAAUGGAUGCAGACAGUGACGUUGCAUUGGACAUUUUAAUUACAAAUGUAGUCUGUGUUUUUAGAACAAGAUGCCAUUUGAACUUAAGGAAGAUUGCUUUGGAAGGAGCAAAUGUAAUUUAUAAGCGUGAUGUUGGAAAAGUAUUAAUGAAGCUUAGAAAACCUAGAAUUACAGCUACAAUUUGGUCCUCAGGAAAAAUCAUUUGCACUGGAGCAACAAGUGAAGAAGAAGCUAAAUUUGGUGCCAGACGUUUAGCUCGCAGUCUGCAGAAACUAGGUUUUCAGGUAAUAUUUACAGAUUUUAAGGUGGUUAACGUUUUGGCAGUAUGCAACAUGCCGUUUGAAAUCCGUUUGCCAGAAUUCACAAAGAACAAUAGACCUCAUGCCAGUUAUGAACCUGAACUUCAUCCUGCCGUGUGCUAUCGGAUAAAGUCUCUACGAGCUACGUUACAGAUUUUUUCAACAGGAAGUAUCACAGUAACAGGACCCAACGUAAAGGCUGUUGCUACUGCUGUGGAACAGAUUUACCCAUUUGUGUUUGAAAGCAGGAAAGAAAUUUUAUAAUUCACCACUUAGUGAAUCUUAACUGAGCACCUUUUAAAACCUGCUGCACAUUGGACUCAAAACAUAAGAAAAACUGGACCAACAGCAAUUGAGGAAAUAGACUCUUUGAUUCAUUUGUGGCUACAGUGUAAGCUCCAGUCCAUUUGGAUGUUCUUUCAAAACUUGCUGUAAUAUAAAAAAGAAGUUUACAAGACAUGACAUUGCUGCUUUUACAAAAGGACAUUCUAUUUAUUUUCGCAGUGAUUUUCAUGUCCUCAUAAGCAGAGCUGUCACGGUGUGCACUACCUUACAUUGUUUUAUUGUUGUUAUUUUUUCCAGUUGGAGCUAAUGUGUUUUAUUUGUGAAUAGUCUUUUACAUUUUUGUAUGCUGAAUAUGGGCACCAAAGAACCUGUAAAAGUUAUCUUUUUCAAUUGAAUGUGCACAAAUAAAAGUUUGGAAAAGAUCUCUUCAUAUCCAUUCUAUAAAUUUUAUUCCCCAUUUUCUAUCUUAACAAAAACUGUAUCUCUUUUUUUUUAAUCUAUGCAAGCUUAGACUGGCUGAAGUGUGUCGGCUUCUUUUUGAAGUAUAUUUUGUGUACAUAUGUAUAUGCCUUGUGUGUAUAGUGUCUCAACGCCCUGUUACCAAAUAGCGAGUAGAUUUUUUUCUUGCAGAUUAGAAAUAAAAGUAUGUAUAUAAACUCUAGGAGAUGGGAGUAGAACUUUGUAGAUAAGACAGUGCUUAUGUUGUUAAUUUAAAAUGGUAGAAAAUGUUAAAUAACUCUUCAAAGCUAAGAGAUUGUAGUUUUAAAACCAGAAACCUCUUCACUAGAUGUUAUGAGAAAGAAGCUGUGACAGGAUGUACUCCAUUUGUACCUUGAUUGUUCUGGAAAGAUUCAAUUGUAGUUGUAUGGAAUUGGUUGAGAUUCUUGCCUGUUAACCUUGGGUUGGUGCUCUAAGGAAUCCUUAGAACCUUGUCACGUGUCAUUGUGCUCUUUACGGGAAGUACCUACAAACUGCCUCUGUGCCACAGUAGGUUAUAUGGUUCACCUUGAACUUGAAAGCCAUUUUGCCAGUUAUAUCUGUCUCCCGGUUGUGUCUUACUUAAUGCCGCUGAAAAUGGCUGUUCUAUAUAUGGGAUUGCCACUCUUAAAGUUACAGUAAGUAACACAUUUUUGAAACACUGUCUCCCUGGCUUGCCCAUGAAUCUUGGAAUGGUAAUACAGGAUCCAACCACAGGUGGGCUUCACUGCCCCUAUUUGGGAGUUUACUGUAUAACCAGCAGGGAUUUUACCUGGAAAUAAAGCUGAACAGAAUCAGAUUCACUUAUCAGUAGGAACUUAACCCAGGCCAGUGUCCCAACAGCAAUCUUCUAAAACCUAAAUUGCCAAAAUAUUUUUAAGCCUUUAUGAAAAAAUUGCAACAUUUUUAGCCUCCAUAAAGAGUACAUUUUAUCAUAUAAAAUCUUGGAAAUUUAAGCACUGCACUGAGUAAUACAUAUUAUUUCAUGCUUAUUUUUAUCUUUUUCCUUCCUUCCUUGCUUCUUCCCUGCACUGCUUGUCACUCCUUCAAAAAUAGGGGCAAAGGCUAAGUUAUGUUAUUCUUACACAAGAUUUAAUUGUGGUUUUCUAAGACCUUUUAUUUUUACCUUUUAUUUAAGAUCUAGUUGGAUAACUGAAACCUUAUGCACAAAAACUAAAGUUAAAUAAAAAAAAUCACAGGCAGGGUAUUAAAAAUUUUGGAAUUUUCCAAUUGAUAAGUUAUCUCCUGAUUUGCAUGUUCACAGAAAAAUAUGGAAUGUGGCGGGGGGGGGGAUUAUUACAGAGCUAAGACCUGAGCCCAGAUCAUGUAAUAUUAUCAGUAUUCAAGUAACUUGAAGCCUAUGGGCGGAUCAGCAGCUCACUGGAAGUGCUUUAUCUGGAAAAGGAGGAAGGACAGGCUGGCCAGGACUGGGUUGGGGGAGCACUGCCUGGCAAGUUGUUCAUGUGAUCUAUAAGGCUGAUAUUCUCUGCUGGCUUCCCACAAGUACUGUCAGUUUUUUAAAAUAUGAAUAAAAACUGUGAAUAUGUAUA
Ochotona curzoniae (black-lipped pika) is the source of this 2984-nucleotide messenger RNA. It is a transcript of the gene TBPL1, whose product is annotated as TATA-box binding protein like 1. The coding region runs from base 376 to 936 and encodes 186 amino acids. Gene Ontology annotation, molecular function: general transcription initiation factor activity; DNA binding. The transcript is spliced from 7 exons. The record is from RefSeq and is a predicted model, not a curated record. NCBI's taxonomy places the organism in Eukaryota, Metazoa, Chordata, Mammalia, Lagomorpha, Ochotonidae. Gene Ontology annotation, biological process: DNA-templated transcription initiation.